This is a messenger RNA of Octopus bimaculoides (California two-spot octopus), 1281 nucleotides long. RefSeq lists its product as uncharacterized. Gene Ontology annotation, biological process: regulation of mitochondrial transcription. Lineage: Eukaryota; Metazoa; Mollusca; Cephalopoda; Octopoda; Octopodidae. The record is from RefSeq and is a predicted model, not a curated record. Gene Ontology annotation, cellular component: mitochondrion. Gene Ontology annotation, molecular function: RNA binding.
AGGGACAUAACUUCACCUGACACCGUAACUCAUAAAUAACGUCGGACAUGACACAUGUUGUCCGCUCGGUUCGUGUCUCUCUUCUUCUUAAAAGGGACUUUGUCCCUCGACUCCGCCUCUACACACCGUUAACUGGGGUCCGGUGCCAAAGGACAGCGUCCACAUCCUCAUUUCGUCCAGUCUUGCCACUGACCACUCUUCACUUAACGACGACCACACAAUCCUCGCACAACCCUGUUGCCGGUGGCGCUCUACCCACCUGCAAAUUAAACCCACUUCGUACGUUUUACAAUGGCCCAAAUCAACCCUUCGGGUGUUGGUUUGGGCCUAUGGCUCCGGGUGUCCUGCUCCGGGACUUGAACAGUCUGAUUGUUAUUCAACGACGACAUAAGAGGAACUUUAAGAAAGGUCGAAGGAAGGAAACGCAAGACCAUUCUGAUGAUGAAGAGGAAGAGGAAGAAGAGUACGAAGAGGAAGAUUAUUCUUUACCCUUGAAUUACAAACAGUUACAGGUUCAUGCCAAGUCUGCCAGAACUGACCACAUGCUCAGCUCUGGACUAAACAUAUCUCGAAACCAAAUUGACCAAUAUUUCUACAGUGGUAAAUUAAGACUGAACAAUGAAAAACUGCUGAAGAAGGGUAAAGUUAUGAAGGAAGGCGACUUUGCUGAUUUAAUUACUGCAGACAUUUCCAGCGAUAGCGUUGGUGAUGCUGCUGAUAUCAAAGUGAAAAGAGUAAAAGUAUUGAAGAUAUCAGAACCUAAAACUCAAAAUGACAACCACACCGUGCUCCUGAGAGUUUGGCGCACAGCAUUUCCACCUGGCGUUCCUGAAGGUUCCUAACCAUGUUGUUGUUGUUGUUGGCCCAAAUCAUCAGACUUUAGUAAAGGACUAUUUGUGUGAUUCAUCGUUGAAAGGACAGAGCUAAUGGACAACUUGUCGAUGAAGAUUAUCAACAAACAUCACCAAUUUUUAAAAAUCUUUACAUUGCAAGGUGCAGAAUGUAGACAUACAUACAUACAUACAUACAUACAUAAAACCGGCUUCCACUCCGUUACUGUCGACCAAUUUCGCUCACAAAGCAUUAGUCAGUCUCAUGCUACAGCAGAAGAAGACACUUGCUCGAAGGUGCCAUUCACGGCGAUAGAACUCAAAACUGUAUGUUAACAAAGUGAACUUCAUUACAUACAGAUGUGUGUGUGUGUCAUUUUAUGAUGUUCAAAUGGAAAUGUAGCUACAAAUAACUCCAAAAACGAAGUAAAAAACCUUUCACAUAGAACAA